Messenger RNA from Phascolarctos cinereus (koala), 2859 nucleotides. It is a transcript of the gene TULP3, whose product is annotated as TUB like protein 3. Gene Ontology annotation, biological process: protein localization to cilium. Lineage: Eukaryota; Metazoa; Chordata; Mammalia; Diprotodontia; Phascolarctidae. Gene Ontology annotation, cellular component: cilium. The record is from RefSeq and is a predicted model, not a curated record.
CGGGCGCGACAGCCAAUGAAGCGGCAGCGGCGGCGCUCCGGACCAAUGGGGGGUGGCGGUGGUGCGGGGUCCGGUUGCCAGGAGGCGGGCGGCGGCGGCGGCGGCGGCGGCGGCGGCGUCUGGAGCCGGGGUCGGGACCGCCGGGAUUGGAUGCAGCUCUCGCUUGCCGAGCGGCUCGGCAUGGAAGCGGCGCGCCACAGACUCGGGCCCGGCGGGGAUAGAGUCUUUGAAGAUGAAAAUAUGAAGCUCCGGCAAUUGAAAUUGGAUAAUCAGCGAGCUUUGCUGGAAAAGAAGCAAAGGAAGAAGCGUCUUGAGCCCCUCAUGGUGCAGCCAAACCCAGAAGCCAGGCUUCGCCGGUCAAAGCCAAAAGUUUGUGAAGAGCAGACCCCUUUGGUAGAGCCUCACACUCAUCUUUGCAGUGAUGUGGUCUUGCAUGGAAUUGAUGGCCCAGCUGCCUUCAUGAAACCAGAGGCUCAAGAUUUGAGAACCAAACUCCACGUUCUCUCAGUGGGCUCUUCUACCACAGAAGAGGAGACUGAGACAGACUUGGAUGGGGAGAAUAUUGUUGACACUGCCUCAAAACCAGAUCUCCAGGAACUUCUUCAGAAACGCGGUAUCUCUGACAGUUUGAACUUUGAUGAAGAGGCAACUGAUGGGGAGGAAGAAGAAGGAAAGAAAUCAAGAACUCAUUCACCUUACUCAGAAACACAGCGACCCAGUUCUGGAUCCAGCCAGAAAUCAGCCACAGAUACAGGAGCCUCCUGUACAGCAUCCCUUCAGGCUGAUAACCAGCUAGGAGAAGUAGAAAAUUUAGAAGAUUUUGCAUUUCGUCCUGCUCCUCGGGGGAUUACAGUGAAGUGUCGGAUCACCAGGGAUAAGAAGGGAAUGGACAGGGGCCUCUACCCCACCUAUUACAUGCACUUGGAAAGGGAUGAAAAUCGGAAGACAUUCCUUCUUGCCGGGAGAAAGCGAAAAAAGAGCAAAACGUCCAACUACCUCAUUUCCAUUGACCCGACAGAUUUAUCUCGGGAAGGGGAGAGUUACAUUGGCAAACUCAGGUCCAAUCUCAUGGGAACCAAGUUUACAGUGUAUGACCAUGGAGUCAGCCCAACUAAGGCACAGGGCCUAGUGGAAAAGGCCCAUACUCGUCAGGAGCUUGCAGCCAUCUGUUAUGAAACCAACGUGCUUGGGUUUAAGGGUCCCAGGAAAAUGUCUGUGAUUAUUCCAGGGAUGAAUAUGAGUCAUGAAAGAAUCCCAUUCCGGCCACGAAAUGAGCAUGAGAACUUGCUUUCCAAAUGGCAAAAUAAAAACAUGGAAAAUGUGAUAGAACUACACAACAAAGCCCCUGUCUGGAAUGACGACACUCAGUCCUAUGUCUUAAAUUUCCAUGGCCGAGUCACUCAGGCAUCUGUGAAGAAUUUUCAGAUCGUCCAUGCAAAUGACCCUGAAUAUAUAGUCAUGCAGUUUGGACGUAUAGCAGAAGAUGUGUUCACACUGGACUACAACUAUCCCAUGUGUGCCCUCCAGGCCUUUGCUAUUGGGCUCUCCAGCUUUGACAGCAAGCUAGCUUGUGAAUGAAAGAAGACAAGUCGUGCCCCAAACCUGUUUCUCACUCCAUGAAGCUAAGUUUAGGGAGAAAAUAACUUCCUCCCCAAAGUGUGAAAGAGAUGAGAAAAGUCAUCCAAUAUCUUUUGGAUUGAUUCUAGCAUAUACAAAAAAAACUAUUCACUGGAAUUUCCAGCCCCUACCAACCCAGAAUAGAUGAAAGAUUAUUCAGGCUGCAAAGGAAAUUUUACUUAUAGCACACAUCAGUGAGGCUUACUUAUCCUAUGCCUCAAAGAUCAGUUUUUCCUGUGCCUGGAAUCUCUUGUAUCUGGCAUCAGGUUCAGAUUAUUUCAGUUACUUAUCUAUUUUUAGAAAGGGACAGUUAUUUCUUAACAUUCUUUUGCCCACAUUGGUAACUGAUGCUAGGACAGCUUUUCAGCAACAGAGGAGGUUCUAUAGCUUGUGCCUGUGGUCCAGAGCUCAUAAAUGGGAGGGCUGAUUAUGUUAAAAAAAAAAAAACAAAACCUCCAUUCCUGCUAUUGCUUCCUUCUCCCAUCCUGUAGAUUAAAUGACCAAGGCCAUUGAAGUUUAUGUGUCCAUAGUAGUAUAUGUCCAUUUGGAUCCAGCUUUUGACUUGUUUGAGGAAUGAUGAUUUCCAGAGAACAAUCUUCUACCAGGACCAGAGAAAUCCAAAGUGAUUUAUCACUUUGACACUUCACCAAUGGCUCAUGUGUGCUGACUUACCCACACCUUGUCCCAUGGGAAGAAGCAGCAUCCAUCAUUCUUCCCCAUCCUCAAAGAAAUGCUCUGUUUAGCCAGAGCCUGUAUACGCCCUUGGAGAUUGUCCAGAAUGUUAUCUCUUUGACAGUUGCACUCCCUUUUGAGGAAGUUAAGUAUCUGCUUUUUGAAACUAGUUUAGUUUCUCCCUUAGGACCAGAGGUUCUUAUGUCAGUGUGAAACCCUCUUAGUUUCAAAACUGACUAGUCAACUGGCACCAAUCCCAGGUAGGAAAGUGGCUAUCAAAUGUGUAACCAGUGAAGGAUUAAUUUAAUGUAACUGUCUUAAUUUUGUUGUAAAGAUUAAAAUCCUUUUCUUCUCAGAAUGAUGCCAAUGGUGCCUUCAAGGCACGAGUACUGGAGAUGGCUUCACCCAGUGGUUUUGCAGCUGCCCUUAUUUUCAACCCAAUGGUGCCUCCUGUGUGUAGGUGUCUAUGAAGCCGUUCACCUAGGGAAUAUAAUCUCCAGCAGGAAUUAUCUAUUGAAGCUUUCAGCUAUCCUGUAUGUCUAAAAAAUAAAAGGGAAAAAUGGUGGCAGC